Scomber scombrus (Atlantic mackerel) is the source of this 3344-nucleotide messenger RNA. It is a transcript of the gene slc20a1a, whose product is annotated as solute carrier family 20 member 1a. Gene Ontology annotation, biological process: phosphate ion transmembrane transport. NCBI's taxonomy places the organism in Eukaryota, Metazoa, Chordata, Actinopteri, Scombriformes, Scombridae. Gene Ontology annotation, cellular component: membrane. The transcript is spliced from 11 exons. Gene Ontology annotation, molecular function: phosphate transmembrane transporter activity. The record is from RefSeq and is a predicted model, not a curated record. The coding region runs from base 439 to 2343 and encodes 634 amino acids.
GGACCCCCCUCCCCCUGGCAGCCACUGAAAACAUCCAUUCACUUUACACACAGUUUGUCAGGUCUGCUUUUCUCCUGAUAGCAGGACACACAAACUGCAGUGGAGCCUAACACUCAGUGGGAAACUCUCACUUUGGUCUCACAUUGUAAAUCAUCAGAGGCCUGCUGUCAAAAUGGAUGUCAUUCCCAUCUCUAUACGCUCUCUUAUGACGAAGCCUGCAGACAAACAAUGCAUACCUAGAUAGCAAUAAAUUUCGAUAUCUUCCCAUAGGAAAUUUAGAGCUGAACUAAAGAGUGACAAAGAAUAAAUUUUUUUAUCCAUAAAUCCUUUCCUCAGAGUUUAUUUAUUAACACAUAUUACCUCAUAAAAUACGGUCAAAUCCCAAUAAAUUGGCUUAUUUUAACUUUGAUUGACACUUAUAUUGCCAGUUACCCAGAGAUGGAUUCAACAACACUAGCAACCUUCGCUGCUGCCACUACCAUUGCUGUGGUUUCUCAGUCUGUCAUGUCAGAGUACUUGUGGCUGUUGGUGGUAGGUUUCAUCAUUGCCUUCAUCUUGGCUUUCUCCGUGGGGGCCAAUGAUGUGGCCAACUCCUUCGGUACAGCAGUGGGUUCCGGGGUGGUCACUUUGCGGCAGGCCUGCAUCUUGGCCACCAUCUUUGAGACAGUGGGCUCAGUGCUGCUGGGAGCCAAAGUCAGCGAGACCAUCCGAAAGGGCAUCAUUGACGUCCAGAUGUACAAUGGCUCGGAGCACGUUCUGAUGGCAGGAUCAAUAAGUUCAAUGUUUGGCUCUGCUGUGUGGCAGCUGGCUGCGUCAUUCCUGAAGCUCCCCAUUUCUGGAACUCACUGUAUUGUUGGAGCCACAAUUGGUUUCUCCAUGGUAGCCAGAGGUCACCAAGGUGUCAAAUGGAUGGAGCUACUCCGCAUAGUGGCAUCCUGGUUCCUGUCACCUUUGCUGUCCGGCAUCAUGUCAGGAAUUCUCUUCUAUUUUGUUCGCAAAUAUAUUCUUAACAAGACUGACCCUGUACCAAACGGCCUCAGAGCUCUUCCCAUCUUCUACGGCAUCACUAUGGGCAUCAACCUCUUCUCCAUCAUGUUUACAGGAGCGCCAAUGCUCGGUUUUGACAGAAUGCCAUGGUGGGGUACACUGUGCAUUUCGCUGGGGUUUGCCUGUGUCACAGCUUUGGUCGUUUGGUUUGUUGUCUGUCCACGCCUCAAGAAGAAAAUCAGACGAGAAACGGCUGCUGCUCCCUGUGAAACUCCACUAAUGGAGAAAAACUCCAACAGACCUGCACUAGAAGAGCAUCCCUCAACAAUCUAUGACCCUCAACCCCAGACCCCUCCAGUAGAUAGUCAGAAGGUGGCUUUCCAACUUGGAGGCUCAGAGGAGGCAGAUUUGGACAACAAUGAAAUGGAGACCAAAGACUUGGAUUUGAGUAAUGGGCGGCUGAAUGGCAAUGUUGGCCCCAUGAUGAUCACAGAUCCUCACAGCGGACUGUCCCACACGGUCCACAAAGAUUCUGGCCUUUACAAAGAUCUGCUACACAAACUUCACAAGGCCAAAGUUGGCGACUGCAUUGGCGACAGUGACACAGAAGAACGGCCUAUACGGAGAAACAACAGCUACACCUCAUACACCAUGGCCAUCUAUGGCAUUCAAGGAGAACCUAAAUGCAAGGAACAGGAUGGCGGGCUGCAGAGUAGACCAAGGGUGGACAGUUACAGCAGCUUCAGCUCAGCAAUGACCACUGGGAGUUCAGUCCCCGAACCGAGUGUGACGCAGGAAGCUGGCGGGGACCCUGUUGUGGAGGAAGAUGAGCUGGAGGUUGACCAACCAGCUGUUUCUUCGCUUUUCCAGUUCCUUCAGAUCCUCACGGCAUGCUUUGGCUCCUUUGCUCAUGGAGGGAAUGAUGUCAGCAAUGCAAUUGGUCCACUGGUGGCUCUCUGGCUUCUGUAUGAAAGUGGUUCUGUGGUGUCCAAUUCACCCACACCCAUCUGGUUGCUUCUGUAUGGCGGAGUGGGCAUCUGCGCUGGGCUGUGGGUAUGGGGCCGAAGGGUGAUCCAGACCCUGGGCAAAGACCUAACCCCCAUUACACCUUCUAGUGGAUUCAGCAUCGAGCUAGCUUCAGCAAUCACAGUUGUUGUGGCCUCCAAUGUUGGUCUUCCUGUCAGCACAACACACUGCAAGGUAGGAUCUGUGGUGGCUGUUGGAUGGCUGCGUUCCAGGAAAUCAGUUGACUGGCGUCUGUUCAGGAACAUCUUCAUCGCCUGGUUUGUUACAGUUCCUAUCUCCGGGCUGAUCAGUGCUGCCAUCAUGGCUAUCUUCAUAUAUGUUGUUCUGUGAGUGAAUGUCACAGUUUUCAGCUAGUCUGUCAGCACACUGUUACUUCAACCGAUGGAGCACUACCAACAGUUAUUUUUUGAAAAAACUGUGCUCAUAAAUAUGUUUUUGUUAAUGAUGUUUAUUAUGUCAUUUAAUGCCAUUUCAAGGUCAAGCCAAUGAGGAUAUGUCCAUGAACAAUGGAACUGUUCAAAUAUCCAGAAGUCUGUGAUCUUGUAAAUCCCUAUGAAUAUUUGCAUAAAAGCAAAAAUAUUUCAAAAUUCAAAUAAUUAAAUUUUGAUUUAAAAAGAAGACAUUUAAACAGUUAUAUUCUAUGUUUUACUAUUUGGCCAAUGAAACAAGAAGUUGCCUGAUUUGAAGGGAUUUCAAUGUAUUUUACUCGAUAUUAAAUAUUUUCAGCAGCAUCUUAUUUAUGUUUGCAUGCAAAAAGACGGGUUAAUAAAAUUUAAAGAACACCAUCUUAAGUGUUUUUGUUUUCCAAUAUGACAUAGAUUUUACAAGUAGGAUAGCUGACAGAGACAGACACAACGCAUAUUGUAAGAGAAACAGCAAACACACACAUAAAACCUUCUCAUCCCACAUAAUCAACAAAAUCACAAUCAGCAUCACAAACAGGUUUGUUGCCAAGUAGUUUUGCACAUAUGAGGAGUUUGCCUUGGUGUUCUGGUGCAUAACAGUCAAAAUAUAGACAAUCAUAAAUCAUAAUUGUAAAUAAUAUGAAAAGACAUAUUUGCAGAAAAAUAUGUAAAAUAUAUUCUAAGUGAUAUUGAAAUGAAUAUGUAUGUAAUGUAUAAAAUAUUGACCAGAAAUGUACAAAUGUUCAUAGUGUAAACAGUAUAUAUAAAAUGUUUUGUCAGUCACAUUUUAAACAAGAAGUGAUGAGUGCUUUUAAAGGGAAGAAAAAUAAAACAUCUUGUCAGUUUAUAGUGAACCAUAAAAUUACAUCCUCAUUCUCUUCCUCAUUGUCCUUCUGCUUUUCUGAUUCGCUGGUGGCUUCAUCCCUG